Colletotrichum higginsianum IMI 349063 is the source of this 804-nucleotide messenger RNA. Its product is annotated as Peroxisomal D3,D2-enoyl-CoA isomerase. NCBI's taxonomy places the organism in Eukaryota, Fungi, Ascomycota, Sordariomycetes, Glomerellales, Glomerellaceae. Gene Ontology annotation, cellular component: peroxisomal matrix. The transcript has 2 exons. Gene Ontology annotation, biological process: fatty acid beta-oxidation. The record is from RefSeq and is a predicted model, not a curated record. The coding region runs from base 1 to 804 and encodes 267 amino acids.
AUGUCUAGCCAAGACCCAGUUCACAUUGUCUACGACGACAAGUUUGCCAUCAUAACCUUAGACAAUGCCUCCAAGUUCAACUCUCUCGCCCAGAGUUCCUAUUCGCGUCUUGCCAGCCUGCUGCGGGAGGCAGAUGCGAACGAGGAGGUGGUUGUGACUUUGUUGAUUGGCCAAGGGCCUUUCUUCUCCGCCGGCGCGGACCUCAAGGACAGCCCGCCGUCGAUGGAGGAAAUGGUCUCCCGCUCGUACUGGCUCCCGAAGCUCGUCAACAACAACCUCGACGUCGCGAGGGCGUUCUACGCGCACUCCAAGAUACUGGUCACGGCUCUGAACGGGCCCGUCCUCGGUCUCUCCGCCGCGCUGAUUGCCCACUCGGACUUCAUCUACUCGGUUCCCGACGCCUACCUCUUGACGCCCUUCUCCUCCCUAGGUCUCGUGGCGGAGGGCGGCGCUAGCGUUGCCUUUGUGCAGCGUCUGGGCUGGGGCAAGGCCAACGAGGCGCUGAUCCUUGGGCGCAAGAUCCCAGUGGAAGAGCUCGUCCAAGUCGGCUUCGUCAACAAGGUGUUCCCGGACAAGAAGAACUUUAGGUCACACGUCCUCGAGCACGUGAAGACGACGUUUGGCGAUCACGUCGUCAGCUCCAGCAUGCUCGGGACCAAGGCGCUGCUCCGACGGCACCUCGUCCGCGACCAAGACGAAGCGGCGCCGCUGGAAACCUUUGGCGGCCUGGAACGCUUUUGUCAAGGGAUCCCACAAGCGGAGAUGGCCAGAGUGAUCUCCGGAGGCAAGAAGCAUCGUCUCUGA